UCUCCCCUCCGCGCUGAGCCCCGUGCCCCGCGCCGCCCUCUCUGGGCCGAAAGCCCGCAGCGCGGCGGGCACCUGUGGGCGUCGGGCCAAGCGCUCGCCGUGUCCACACUGCGGGGAGCGGGGGAGAAGCUGUGCCCCGGCCAAGUCCUGCUGGCCCCGAGCGGUGGCCGCCGUGGCUCCGGGCACCCCGGCAGGAGAGCGGGGGCGCGGCGCGGGUGGGUGUGCUGGUUCCGGGCAAUGCCCACGCGUAGCUGCGCCUCAUCUCCGAGCCUUCACACCGCCUUCCUAACUUCAGCCCCGCCAGGCCAUCUCCUGGUGCGCCGCGGGGUGGGCGUGGAGUUACCGCCUCUGGGACCCAGGCCAGCGGCCGGCGGACGGUUACGUCACCGCGAGGUGACCACACUGCCCAUGCUGUCGUGUUGGGGAAACCCGGGCACGUGUUGUGGCUCCAUUCACCUGACUUCCAGAAAAAGACGUCACCACUCACUGCCCCCGGGAUGCCCACCCACAGGCCUUGGGGUGAAGGGGGACUGUCCAGAGCCUGCCCCCCACAUUGGAGGCCCAUGGCAGUGUCACUUGGUAUGCAUCACCACCUUCAUGGGUCCAGCUGAUGGCCAAAGUCCUCCUGUUCAAGCCCUGGGGACCCGCAGCACCCUUGCCCUAUGGCCAAACCCAUCUCCGCCCUCCCGCUGGGGCCGGAGGAACCAGCCCAUCAAUGUGAACCAUUACGCCAACAAGAAGAGCGCCGCUGAGAGCAUGCUGGACAUCGCGCUGCUCAUGGCCAACGCGUCGCAGCUGAAGGCUGUGGUGGAGCAGGGCCCUGCCUUCGCCUUCUUCGUGCCCCUGGUGGUCCUCAUCUCCAUCUCCCUGGUGCUGCAGAUUGGCGUGGGGGUGCUGCUCAUCUUCCUCGUUAAGUACGACCUUAACAACCCGGCCAAGCACGCCAAGCUGGACUUCCUGAACAACCUGGCCACGGGACUGGUGUUCAUCAUCGUGGUGGUCAACAUCUUCAUCACUGCUUUCGGGGUCCAGAAGCCUGUCCUUGGCGUGGCGCCCCAGCAGUAGAGUGUCCAGAUCCUGAGUGGCACCUGCCCCACAGCCAGUCACCCGGAGCCCAGGACUGCAUUCCCUUGAGGUAUCCACCUCCCUGUGUGUAGCACGCUGAACCUGCCAGGCCAGCACCUGGAACAAGCCUCUGCUCCCACUGUGACUGUCAUGUGGGGGCUGGACACAAGGCCCAGAAGGCCAGAACUGGACAGUCCCAGACACCUGCCACCCGGGGACAUGUAGCAGGUCCAUGGACAGGCCGGACGAGGAGCCAACCGGCCUCUGUCUCAGGACAUUCCAGAAGGACAAGGAGUUGCUCCUCCCCUUGCCAAUAUACCAGCAUCCCUGCUUCCUAUGGGGCCUGCCAGGUCCCCUGGUGACCACUGCCUCUGCUGUCUCCUAACCCAGAGACACCCAGUGGUGGCCUGGGGCUGCAGCCUCAGUGCCUGGGCUGUGUAACCGUCGGGAGGCAGCUGUGCCCACUUGGGCCCAGGACUGUGCUCAUACCUUCUACCAGCAGCAGCCUGGCAGAGCCCCAGCCCCUCCCUAGGUGCCCAAGUGCCCACUUAACAAGAAUGACCAACAAAGCCCAUGCUCCUUGUCGGGCUCCGGGCACCAUCCUCCCUGUCCUGGGGCGGGACCCUGUCAGUGCCCCUUCCUGUAAGCCUCAGAGCGCACAGCUCAUCCAGUGCCUUCCCCACAAAGUUGGGGUUGGGGACCUCUUUGGCUCCCAGCCUGUCUCAGGAUGCGGUUUGGAGGCAGAGGGGCCUGGGUCGGAGGCUCAGAUGCCUUGCUGCUUUUCUCUCUUUUUUAAAAAAAAUUUUUAUUUUGAGACAGGGUCUCGCUAAGCUGCUCAGGCUAGCCUUGAACUCCUUAUUCUCCUGCAUCCGCUUCCUGAGUAGCUGGGAUUGUAGGCAUGUGAUACUGCACCCAGCAGCUUUUAUUCUUUAUACCAACACAUAGAAAAGUUGUAAGAAAAGUUGAAGAAUGCCCUCACAGACUUGUGAACAUUUUGCCAAGUGUGAUCUCUGCUGUCCCAGGACCUGCGCAGCCAGCCUGUCCAGUGUGUGUGAGGAACGCAGAACCCCAGGCCCCUGGCCUCAGGGUGAGGACCUGGGUGGGUUGGCCCCCGGGCGCUGCAAGACCCCCAAGCACUCCUGUGUCAGUGCUAGAAACAGGGCCUUUGCAGUCCUCCUGGAGCCAGCACAGCAGCCCCAUGUUCAGGGCCCUGAUGUGUCCCUUGUAGCAAAACAAGAUAAAGACCUCCCUAGGACCCCACACAUGUCACACUGCUUUUUGUCCAAGUUCAGGGCAGGCUCUCUCACCCUGGCAGGCCCUGUAAUGUCCCCCAGCCUUGCCCAAGCCUUGUUUCUGGGGCAACAGUCCUGGGGCUGCCCUGUCCAGGGACCUGCUCAGGUGUACGCUGCCAGCACAGUGCCCCUGGUGUGGGCUGGCUCACAACAGCCAGAUGUUGGCCACCACAUGGCUUGGUUCCUCCUCUAAGGAGGAAAUUCACCCAGAUGGGGCUGCGGGAGGGAGGAUUCCAAGAGGGGUGCACUGAGGCCAGGCCACAGCCCUAUCCCCAGAGGCACUUCCUGGCCCCCACAGCUCUGUCCCUUGGUGGCCUCCCUCAGGCACCCAUGUUUGCUGCACUAUAUCAUAUAGUCAUGUCUCACUAGCAUGGCCCCACGGCCCUACCCCUCUCUCUGGAGUGAUUGCUCCCAGGCAUCCCAAGGCCAUUGUACCGCUGUCCGAGGCUACCCCUUCCUGUCACUUGGCUAGUCCCUACCUGGGUUGUUACCUUUGAUACUUGGGGCGAGAGUCACCAUCCAUGUUAGCAGAGGUUGGUGUGUUUGGCCAGAGCGUGGUCUGAGCCCAGCCCAAGGGGAAUGUUGGCACCAGAGAACAAGAGUCCUAUCCAGCGGGCCUCCUGGUGCUGGACUUAUGUUUGGUCCUUGGUCUGGCCUGGCUCUCCCAUCAGUCCCACCUCCUGCAGCCUGUGUCCCACCUCUCUCGGGCAUACAGUCAGUGCUCAGGAAACUUCUGGGGUAGAAUUCAUCCCUCCAAGUGUGCUGGGCCCUGUGCCUCUGUCGUAGCAGGCAAGGGGCAGAUAGAAAACAGUCCAGCUCACUCCCAGGUGCUCCUCUGUGAGGCCUGCCCUGCCCUGAAAACCGAGAUCUGCUCUCAGGAACAGCACUGGUGGGGAGACCUUGAGAGUGAGCAAGAUGUGCAAGGAGCAAGGAGAUGGGCCCCCCAAGUUGUGCGGAGCCACAGAGGGACAUGUAGGGAGGUCAGCAGGCAGUGCUGGAGGGGGGCGCGUGUUACAGGCAGGGGGUUAGCCUGAGCUCUGAGGUUGGUGCAAGCCCUGAGGUUGGCAUUGCAAGAAUGGUGGGGUGGGGAGAGUGGGGACAGUCACACAGAACUGGGAAUGGCCAUGAAGGGCUGAGUGAGAUGGAGGUUUGUUUCUUUCAUCUUCUUCCUAUAAUGGAUUAAAGAGGUGAUUAGCUAGAUGGAUAGGCAGGUAGGUGGAAGGGUGUGUAGGUGAAUGGGGUAGAUAGAUAGAUAGAUAGAUAGAUAGAUAGAUAGAUAGAUAGAUGAUAGAUAGAUGAUAGAUGGAUGAUAGGCAGGCAGGCAUAGACAUGAUAGAUAAGGAUAGAUUAGGCCAUGGCUUGGCUAAGUGUCUCCCAAAAAUCCCCAGGGUGGCACCAUUGGUAAGUGGUGGAACCUUUAAGAGGUGGGGCCUAGUGGGAGGUCUGUAGAUUAUUGGGGGCAUGGCCUUAAAGGAGACUGGGACUGCA
Messenger RNA from Chinchilla lanigera (long-tailed chinchilla), 3845 nucleotides. RefSeq names its product ninjurin 1 (gene Ninj1). Gene Ontology annotation, biological process: cell adhesion; tissue regeneration. The transcript is spliced from 5 exons. Bases 238 to 1065 code for a protein of 275 amino acids. Lineage: Eukaryota; Metazoa; Chordata; Mammalia; Rodentia; Chinchillidae. The record is from RefSeq and is a predicted model, not a curated record. Gene Ontology annotation, cellular component: membrane.